AUGCUGAAAUUACUACCAUUGAGAACCCUGAGAGCUUCUACUCUCUGUACUCGUCGUACACUUCUGUUGAGAACAUAUGCCUCAAUUCCAGAGACUCAGAAAGCCAUUGUGUUCUAUAAGAAUGGCGGACCCUUGAAAUAUGAGGACAUUCCUGUUCCAAAGCCUAAACCUAAUGAAAUAUUGGUAAACGUUAAGUAUACUGGUGUCUGUCACACAGACUUACAUGCAUGGAAGGGCGAUUGGCCUCUUCCUACCAAACUUCCAUUAGUGGGAGGUCACGAAGGUGCAGGAAUUGUUGUUGCUAAAGGCUCUGAGGUGAAGACCUUUGAGAUUGGCGACUAUGCCGGAAUCAAAUGGCUCAACAGCUCAUGUAUGAGCUGUGAGUUCUGCAUCCAAGGUGCUGAACCUAACUGUGCUCAGGCAGAUUUGUCUGGAUACACCCAUGAUGGAACGUUCCAACAAUACGCCACGGCAGAUGCUAUCCAGGCUGCACAUAUUUCCAAGGGUGCCGAUUUGGCCGGUGUUGCGCCUAUUUUAUGUGCUGGUGUUACUGUUUAUAAAGCAUUGAAGACAGCAGAUUUACGUCCGGGUCAAUGGGUGGCCAUCUCAGGUGCCGGUGGUGGUUUGGGAUCUUUGGCUGUUCAAUAUGCCAAAGCAAUGGGUUUAAGGGUACUUGGAAUCGAUGGUGGAAUGGAAAAAUGUGAGUUGGCUACCAAAUUGGGUGCAGAGGAGUUUAUUGAUUUCACCCAGGUGAAGGAUAUGGUUAAGGCGGUUCAAGAGGCCACCAACGGAGGCCCUCACGGCGUGAUUAACGUGUCCGUGUCACCUAAAGCCAUGUCUCAAUCCAUAGAGUAUGUCCGCACCCUCGGAAAAGUGGUUCUUGUGGGUCUACCAGCUGAUGCUGUAGUUCAUUCCAAAGUGUUUGAACACGUUCUAAAGUCGAUCCAGAUCAAGGGUUCCUAUGUGGGUAACCGUUUGGAUACAGCAGAGGCUUUGGACUUCUUUGAUAGAGGACUUGUCAAGUCGCCAAUCAAGAUUGUCGGUUUAUCCAAGCUUCAAGAGGUGUAUGAGUUGAUGGAGCAAGGAAAAAUCGCUGGAAGAUAUGUAUUGGAUACAUCUAAAUAA
Brettanomyces nanus is the source of this 1125-nucleotide messenger RNA. Its product is annotated as Alcohol dehydrogenase adh4. The record is from RefSeq and is a predicted model, not a curated record. Bases 1 to 1125 code for a protein of 374 amino acids. Lineage: Eukaryota; Fungi; Ascomycota; Pichiomycetes; Pichiales; Pichiaceae. Gene Ontology annotation, molecular function: oxidoreductase activity; zinc ion binding. The transcript has a single exon.